Molecule: messenger RNA, 1038 nt
Organism: Adineta steineri
Lineage: Eukaryota; Metazoa; Rotifera; Eurotatoria; Adinetida; Adinetidae
Source: the annotation of a GenBank genome assembly
AUGAUUGAUUGGAAUUGGCUUUGGGUUAUUGGUGAACUUGGUAUAUCUUACGGAUUUUAUAGAUGGUGGAAAGCUGAUGAUAAAUUUUUGGCUGUUCUUGAGGUAGCACCUGAUAUUGAUAUAAAUGAUUUAAAACAUUUUUCAAAAUUGAAUACAUCUGUUGAUUAUGCAGUUGUACAUGGAUUAGUUCGAGCAAAUGAUACAAAAUCAAAUUCAGUAUUACAAUCUCAAUUUCUUCCACAUUGUUUAGGUGUUAUUCAACGUUUAACCAUACGUGAAAAAAAACUUGAAAAAUUUCGUAGUAUUUGGGCUGAAACAAAUAAAACAAUUAGUGAAGUAACACGUUAUGUACCAUUUCGACUUGUUUCACAAACAGGAAAUUAUGUUCGUGUUGAUAAACCAUUAGCAUUCAAUUCAAUUGAAGAUCAUUUAGAUGUAACUCAUCUUAAAUUUGAACCUAAUUCAAGUUCUUCUAUUCAAAAAAUUGUUGAUACAUUUCUUGGAGAUUUAUCAACAGGAAUUGAAACACAAGAACAAAUGUUAUUGUUUGAUACACCAUUAACUGCUGUUGGUCAUCUUGAAAAACAAUCUAAUGGCGUAUGGUGUCUUGUUCCACAUGAACAAUGGGGUGGAAUACUAACACGAUCAUCUCGUUCUGAAAUUAUUGCAGAAUAUCGUGAUAGUUCUUCUAUAGCACGAAUUCUAAGUAUAUGUUUUGGUAUUGCUGCUAUUGGUACAACUACUUAUUUAUUAUAUAAAUAUUAUCGCUAUCAACAACGACGACGACCAAGAACAAAUCGAUUACCUGACACUUUACCUCAAAAUCAUACCCAUGAAAUCGAUCAUAAUAAUACGAAUACUCGACUUCGAUGUAUUAUUUGUUUAGAAAAUGAAAUUAUCUAUAGUCUUCAACCAUGUUCACACUUAGGUUUAUGUCAUUCAUGUGCACAAACAUUACAAUCAAGAAGUCGUGGAGAAGAACUAUGUCCACUCUGCCGAACGCCUAUUGAAGAAUAUCAACGUGUUUUUUUACCCUAG